GAGAAGUAUUAUGAUGAUCGUAAUACUGUCAUCGUAUUUCAUCAUAAACCACAGUUUAUGACAGUUGUAAUCCUUCUCCACGAUUCUUUUCGUCAUAUAUUGAUGUAAACUGUAGUUUCCUACCGUGUGGGUUCGAUCUGGGAAUAGGCAAAUGAGAAAAAGCGUACAUUUCAAAUUUUUUUACUUUCUUUAAUUUGAAAUGUUUCCGAGUUUUGAACAUCUUGCCUUUCGAGAAUUAUAAAGAAUAACAAAAUGCAAAAAAAAAAACAAUAACAACUUCGAUAGCAAAGUUAGCUGAUCAUAUCUGACUGGUACCAGUAUCCCAUCUGAACUAUUAUGAAAAAAUGCACUACUCAAACUUUUUCGUUUGCCUCGAUAGAGAAUUACUCGAGCAUCAAAAACCUUGUUCUAAGAAUGCAUCAGUUCUAGAACUGGUGUCUGGAUAUCCGAGAAAACUAUUAACAGUCGCUCAGAGUUGUGGAACGUCUCAUUUUGUAGAGAAAUGCUCAUUCUACAAAACUCAAUGGUUCAAGAAAUUCAUUAUAUCGAAAGUACAAGGAACUGUUGGACUUUCGGCACACUUAACUUUAGAAUGUCUUGAACCACUGAGUUUUGUAGAGCGAAAAUGGGACGUCCCACAGCUCCAAAUGACUGUUAAUAAUUUUCCAGGAUACUCAGACACCUGUUUUUUGGUUUUCUCCAAAUUUUAGACACUGUAAAUCAUAUUUUUGUUUUUAGGAGAAGGAAAUAUCAAUAAUUUGAAUAUAAUUAACAAAUGGAACGGCAUUUCUGAAUUACAAUAUUGGGGUACUAAAUAUUGUAAUCAAAUUAAUGGUACCGAUGGUACUUGGUUUCCUCCACUAUCAUCAUCUGAUCAUUCACGACGUCUUUAUAUGUAUUCUUCUGAUAUUUGUCGUUCUGUUUAUGCAACUUAUGAAUCAAAAUCAACUGUAAGAGGUAUUUCAACAGAUGUUUACUCUAUUCCUGCAGAAGUAUUUCAAAAUGGAACAUUAAAUCCGGAUAAUGCUGGUUAUGGUAAUCUUGAUUCUGGUAUUUUAAAUGUAAGUCAAUGUAAAGAAAAUGCACCCAUUAUUAUGUCAUUACCACAUUUUUUAUAUGCUGCUGAUCAAUAUCAAGAAAGAAUUGAUGGUUUAGAACCAAAUGCUGAUGCACAUCGAACAGUUUUAAAUGUUGAACCACAUACAGGACUUAUAUUACAGGCAAAUAAACGUUUACAAAUUAAUAUAUUUUUACAACAUAAUCCAUAUUUUCAAGAUUUAUCUCAUUUAGAUGAUAUUAUUAUUCCUACUAUAUGGAUAAAUGAAUCAACAACGAUUGAUGAACAAACAGCAAAAGAUUUAAAAUCAAAAUUAUUACGAUAUUAUCCAAUUGUGCAUUAUACAGGACUAGGAUUAACUAUUCUUGGCUGUAUUGGAUUAUUUUUACUUAUUAUUAUAAUAUUUCGACUCUAUCAUCCAAAAUUUAAAAAUGAAAAACAACUUAUUCAAGUAAAUAUUAAUGAAACACAACAAACAGAAACGACACCAUUAUUAUUCAAUACAUAA
This is a messenger RNA of Didymodactylos carnosus, 1565 nucleotides long. Lineage: Eukaryota; Metazoa; Rotifera; Eurotatoria; Philodinida; Philodinidae. The record is from the annotation of a GenBank genome assembly.